AUGCAAGACUGGAGGCAGCAUUUGUUAUCAUUUUUUCAGCCCCUAACGUUUCGUAGGGUGACAAACCCUAGAAAAAGCAGCGCUGAUGUUGGGGAGACCACGGCCCGGAAACGGGUGCGUGAGGUGGAGGGUGUCAGAGAGGUUGUCAGCGGGGGUGCCGUGAAGGAGCAGCUUGCUCGGGAGAUGCGGUCCAUCCCCCGGGCAGAGCUCCAUCAGCUGUUCCGGGACAUGCAGUUGGACCAAGUCCUCAUUCCAGAUGGUCAUCUCCUGGCAAUGCAAGUUGAUAUAGGGGUGAAUUACAAUCAACUCAGGAAACUGCGGAGGUGGCUUAAGAGGUAUGGGGUAACUGUGGAGUCAGAAAGGGUGUCCAGAAAGAUCAGCAAGGCUCUGUUGUCCAACAUUGACAUCCACGCAGAGUUGAUGCCACUGGCCGUUAAGACAUCACAAGGGACUAACAUUGAACUACUGCCCUGUGCGUACAUCACUAACCUAACAACAGCUGUCCAUGACAACAUCACCAGGAGUGCAAAUGCUAGGGAACUGACGUGGCAUGACGGCUAUAUUCCCGAAGACGAAGUGUGGGUUAAAGUGCUGGGAGACCAUUGAGGGGGUUCUUUCAAGAUGGCUUGUCAGACCCUCAACAAACUCCACCCCAACAGCAAGACUAACACAGUGGUAAACUGUGUCUUCAAAGCCAAAGACUACCGACAAAAUGUCCUAACAGCUACUGGACAUUUUGCCGAGGACAUCAAGACCCUACAGGUCACCACAUGGAGGUCAGCAUAACCAUUGUUUUCUGCAACAAAAGCUAUGCUAUUUCAAACCAUACAUGUAUAUUAACAACUUGUGUGCCAUGUAAGCUUAAA
Molecule: messenger RNA, 866 nt
Organism: Branchiostoma belcheri (Belcher's lancelet)
Lineage: Eukaryota; Metazoa; Chordata; Leptocardii; Amphioxiformes; Branchiostomatidae
Exons: 4
Coding region: 1-606 (201 amino acids)
Source: RefSeq, a predicted model, not a curated record